AUGGCGACUUCCACGGGACGAGAUGGGAAGGCUGUGGUCUCCUCAGAUGUGGAUCUUUUACUGCACCCUGAGCUGUUGUCUCAAGAGUUUAUGCAGCUAAUCCUGAAUGAGAAACAUGUCAGUACCACAGACUGCGAAAGCCGGGACCGGCUCACAGAGCUUUACCUCCGUCAUGUCAUCCCGCUCCCGCAGAGGACUUUACCCAACAGCCGCUGGGGCAGGAGAAUGGAGAAGAGCCGAGGGAGGCAGACCCCGGCCGGUCACAGAUCAGACAGUAACGACCACAAUAGGAAAAGGCCUCUCAUUGUGUUUGAUGGCAGUUCCUCUUACUCGGGCCUGCUAAAAGUAAAGAAACCAGAGGGAACCAGCCUGUCAACAGGAAUCACAGACAGGUUAAAACCUCCGCCUGCUGCAAACCUCUCGAACCCCAUCCGAAGGCUGUCUGGAAACACAUCUUCCUCUUCCUCAUCCAUCCAUCGCAGCAGUGACACAGACACAAACCUCAAACGAGAAGCAAACAGCUCGGAUGCAAUGAAGUCUCCAGAGGUGAAGAAAAAGAUCCAGCAUGUGACAUGGCCCUGACCCCUGUUCACACAGACCUGAUGAGAGCGCAGGCCCUAAAGGACAGACCACUCCCCUCCCACCAAAUGAUGUUUCCCACUGCCCGUACUCUCCCCAUCAUACAAUAGUUCUCACACUAAUUGCAUCACAAAAGGGAAUGCAAACCCUUUUUACCUGUGUGUGUCAAGGCCACCUCACAGCUCUCAUUCCGCUCUGAGAGCUGACAGGAGGGACGGUGCUCUGGAGACCUCCACAACAACCUCAAGUGCCCUUACCAUCAAUGAUCAGCAACUCUCCUCAGCUCCCACACAUGGAGACCUCCAACAGGACAAAACAAGUAACAUGAGUUUUGUUUUCUGAAGUACCAUUUGAGGAGAUUCUGGCCUUUGAUGCUCUGUUUCUGUGCACACAUUGGUUUUAGUAAGAGGGCCUCCAGUACUGAUUUGCAAGGAUGAGUCCUGGGCUUUGUUUAUAAUUUAGCAAUUGGUAGUUCUGUGACUUGAAUAGCGUUUUUCUCUGGUAUACCUUUUUAAAGAACACAAACCACAGGUUCUGCUGAACCUUAUGCUGAAAUUUUAAACUGUUUUUUUUGUGAACUUCAUUCCACUGAGUUUUGGCUUUAUUCAAACCUCAGUGCUGUUUCACAAUUUGCUGAGGGUUUGAAAAUAUUAGUGUAGGGUUGUAUUGUGCUUAUGUUGCACAUAACAUUGAGAUGAAAUGAUUUUCUUGUAUACCUGGAUCAUAAUCCACUGCUAAAUAACCGUUUUGGCACAGAAGAAGCAGAUAUUUGAAUAGCACCCUUUAAUAAUUCAGGCAAAAGAAAGGAAUAUGGACUAAACAAAAAUAUUGUCUUUUUGAAGUCUAUUUAUUUGGAAUUGUGGAUAAAUUGACUUUGCAGUUACAGUCUUUGAAAUGGAUGUAGAUAGGAACAAGAUUCACAAAGCAUUUUGAAUCCAUUCUCAAAUCCAGUCUCAUGUUUGUACCAACACCAUUUUAAAUAAAUCGUCUCAAUACAAUGAAUCACUUUUGUUGAUUUAAUUACAGUAGAAAACUAAUCAUCUUUGUAACCAAUGUUAUUCUGCUGGUAUUGUAAUAUACACAGUAUUUAAUGUACUCUUAAAAUAAUAUUGUUGCAACAAAUCAUAAGGAAAAAUUCCUUUUAAGGCCUUAGACCCACCUAUCUGCAGUAACUUUCACAUUCAAUUCUGAAAUUCAUGUGAUUUCAUACACAGCUAUAGUUAGCAAUUAUAAGAGUAAAGACACAGUUAUUAUAUUUAAUUUGUGAUUUCAGAACUCAUUCACAAAACGUCUACUAAUUACAGUAUCAAGCUAAUCCAUGCACAAAGCAGUAGUUACUAUUACACCUCAAAGCGGAUAGUCUACCUUAAUAUUGUAGAUUUAUUUCAAAAUGCUUCAUAUAUUGUCUAUCUGCAAACAUGUUGGUAUUUCAGAAGAUAAUCUCUUAACAUUUA
Molecule: messenger RNA, 2033 nt
Organism: Chelmon rostratus (copperband butterflyfish)
Lineage: Eukaryota; Metazoa; Chordata; Actinopteri; Chaetodontiformes; Chaetodontidae
Gene: tslig2
Product: chromosome 13 C2orf49 homolog
Exons: 4
Coding region: 1-582 (193 amino acids)
Biological process (GO): embryonic morphogenesis
Cellular component (GO): tRNA-splicing ligase complex
Source: RefSeq, a predicted model, not a curated record